Messenger RNA from Debaryomyces hansenii CBS767, 2463 nucleotides. It is a transcript of the gene PUF3, whose product is annotated as mRNA-binding protein. Gene Ontology annotation, biological process: nuclear-transcribed mRNA catabolic process, deadenylation-dependent decay. The transcript has a single exon. NCBI's taxonomy places the organism in Eukaryota, Fungi, Ascomycota, Pichiomycetes, Serinales, Debaryomycetaceae. Gene Ontology annotation, molecular function: mRNA 3'-UTR binding. Gene Ontology annotation, cellular component: cytoplasm. The coding region runs from base 1 to 2463 and encodes 820 amino acids. The record is from RefSeq and is a predicted model, not a curated record.
AUGUCUUCAGAAACAAUAUGGUCGAAUAAUGGUACGUCGCCGUUGCAGUCUUCGACGGGUACCAAUCAGUAUCGAAGUGUAUUAGAUCAAGUGGAUCCAGAGGUGGCCAAGAUGUUGGCCAACUCGAAUUCGAAUCCGAUGAUUUCCGGCGAUAAUGACGGUAAUAGCAGAAGGUUUUCGUUCAAUGAUGGUAGUGAUAUGGAUGGGAACUUUUUUGGGUUCAAAAAGGGUUCCUUAUCUGCAAUUACGGCGCCAGCUGGGGGUUAUGCUGGUAGUAAUAACGGGAGCAACACAGGUCCUCAGCGUAUAAACUUUGGUGCUGCAUCGAUCAGUGGAGGGAUUGCCAGUAGACAUCCGCCGCAGGAUAGCUUUUUGCAGAAGUUUUCGUCUGUAGCAGAUGCUACUAGAGAUAUUGAGUUAUCCAAUAACUUGGGGAAAAUAUCUCUUGACGCACCAAGCUCGAGAAGAACUAGCUUUAACAACACAGACGCAUCUAAUAAUAUGACGCCGUUGGGAGAAGUGGGUGGUAUCUUAGGUACGCCUCACGGUUCUUUAAAUGAAAACUUGAAUAUGCCUGUUCCAAGAACGUCCAGACAUCAAUCAAUCAGCGAAAAAAUUGAUAACUACAACAAUAGUUCGCCGAUUCAAGCUGGUGCUGCUUUAUCAGUUAAUUCAGAUUUAAACAGUAAUGCGAACGACCAGACUUCAGCUAUUCGUCACCCACAAGCUCCCCAUACGUUUUGGAACCCAGCAACGGCUACAUCCUUCACCCCUAACAAUUCAUAUGGGUAUUUUAUGGAAAAUAAUGGGUUGCAAGGAGCUCCUGUUCCUCCGCAAAACUUUAAUCCUUACAAUCGUAAUGGUCCUAGUGCUCCACCAAUUAGUCCCCCACCAUUUAUGAUUCCCUCGCCUCCAGCACAGUUCAUGGAUCCUGGCUUAUACAAUAUGAUGACAUAUGGUAUCAAUGAUGACUCUCCUGAUGGCGAGCAUCAAGAGGACAAGGAUAACAGUGAUGAUGCCAAAAAUGGUGAUUUGAAUAAUCGACUGGAAACAAAGCAGAAGGAUGUAUCAAGAAAGGGACAUACUCCUGGUAUUGGUUUAAUGAAUCGUCAAGCCGGAGCUGGAGCAGGAUUUAUGUUUCAACCUUUUAAUCCUUACUCCCUUUAUCAGCAGUCGUCGCCGCCUGUGGGUAUGUCACCAGUGGCUGAUCCAAACUCUGGAAAUUCAUUACUUGAUGAUGGUACCUCAAAGAAUGUACCUCCAACCCAACUGACACGUCCAUCACACGCAGCUCCUUCAAAUGGUAACAAGCGCAAGGGUAACCCAAGAAACGCUUCUUCGUCUGGUAAAGGAACUAACCAUAUUUACAGAUCACCUUUACUUGAGGAAAUCCGUUCCAAUUUCAAGGGUAAAGAAUAUUUUUUGAAAGAUAUCUAUGGGCAUGCCGUUGAAUUUACGAAAGAUCAGCAUGGAUCGCGUUUUAUCCAACAAAAGUUGCCAGAAUCUAGUGAUGAAGAAAAAGAAGUGAUUUUCAAUGAAAUUAGAGAUAUAUCGUAUGAUUUGAUGACUGAUGUUUUCGGUAAUUAUGUCAUACAAAAGUAUUUCGAACAUGGAUCCCCAAUUCAAAAGAAAAUCUUGUUGGACUGUAUGAUUGGUCAUAUUUAUGAAUUGUCUUUACAGACAUUUGGCUGUCGUGUUGUACAAAGGGCCUUAGAGGCGAUUGAUUUAGACGGACAAAUCCAAAUUAUUGAAGAAUUAAAAGACUACAUUUUGGUAUGUGCAAAGGACCAAAAUGGUAAUCAUGUUAUUCAAAAGUCUAUUGAAACAAUUCCAUUUGAUCGUAUUGAGUUUGUCUUAGAAUCCUUAGAUAAUCAAAUAUACCACUUGUCAACCCAUCCUUAUGGUUGCAGAGUGAUUCAGCGUUUAUUAGAGCAUUCGGAUGCUGAAGACAGAAAGAAAAUAUUAGGAGAAUUGAAUAGAUUUAUUUUCUAUUUGAUUCAAGACCAAUAUGGUAAUUAUGUUAUGCAACAUACUUUAGAACGAGGUAACCCAGAAGAUAGGGAAGAGAUUUUGAAAAUUGUUUUAGGAUCCGUUGUUAACUUUUCGAAACAUAAGUUUGCUUCAAAUGUUAUUGAAAAAUGUAUCAAGUUUGGUACUUUAGAUCAAAGAAGACGCAUACUACAUGAAGUCAUGAUUGGAAAUGAAGACUACAACGUUGAAACUGUCAGUGACGAUUCAGCUUUAGCAUUAAUGAUGAAGGACCAAUAUGCUAAUUAUGUGAUUCAGAAAUUGGUUGAAGGUUUCGAUGCAAAGAGCGACGAGAAGAAAAUUUUGGUUGUAAAAUUGAGACAAUAUUUAAAACAAAUUUCUUCAAAAAAUAAUUAUGGGAAGCAUUUAGCUUCAGUUGAAAAAAUGAUUAUAGUUGCAGAAACAGCGUUAGUUGAGGCAGAAAGAAGUACAUAA